Messenger RNA from Erythranthe guttata (spotted monkey flower), 1279 nucleotides. RefSeq lists its product as uncharacterized. Lineage: Eukaryota; Viridiplantae; Streptophyta; Magnoliopsida; Lamiales; Phrymaceae. The record is from RefSeq and is a predicted model, not a curated record.
UCCAAUAAGUUUUACUUCUCUCAUUUUCUCGUUCCAGGGGAAUGAAUGAUGGGAUCCCCGUCGCCGUCGCCGUCGAGAUCAUUGUUCAUUUCUUCUCCGACUUCCGCCGCCGCCUCAGGCGGUGGUGGUGUCAAUUACAUACUACACACUGUAUCCAAAUACGACACCCUAGCCGGCGUCGCCAUCAAAUACGGUGUUGAGGUGGCAGACAUAAAGAGGUUAAACGGGUUAAUUAGCGAUAUCCAAAUGUUUGCUCUGAAGACACUUCAAAUACCGUUACCAGGGAGGCAUCCCCCUUCCCCCACCUUAUGCGAUGGUCAUGAAUACGAUACUACUCCUCAAUGGCCAAGCAAUUGCAAGCAUACCCCAUCCAACCGUAGGCAUUCUGAUUUGUUUGAUUCGUUUCAGUCUCUGAAAUUAAACUCUUGGUCAGAGCGGAAAGUAUCUCAAUCCAUGAGCAGCUUACAAGGUUAUUUUGGUCAAAGACAAGCGGCUGAAAAAGCUAAUGAUUCUGAUAUGGCAUUUUCCUCAUCUUCUAACCGUCUAUUAUCGAGUCAUCAUAGGAAAUCAAAAAGCGUAGCUACCGGUUUAAUGUUGGGAAACGGGGGUCUGUUAGAUCCGCUUUUAUCACAAGAAGCUGAAAAUAGCAGCUCUAAUAAAUGGAUUGAAAAGCUAUUAAGAAUGCGUCAAAAGUCGGAAGCUGAUUUUACAUCUCGUCCCACCGAAAAGAUUCUCAAGGAGGAAAACACAGUCAGCACUGCCAUGUCAGCAAUAACAGGAAAAGGGUUGGCUCUCAGGGCCAAGUCAGCCGCCAAAACUGUCGAUGCUGAGUCAGCUGAUUCUUUUCCUAGCGACACUGUCAAUGGAGUACACAAGUCAUCAAGUACCUCAAGUUUGCAAGAUUCCGAUAAUGCCACAGUGUCAUCUUUAUGGCCUAUAUUUGAUGGCUUACCAAAGCCUGCAAGCCGAAGAAAUAAAGCAGCAAUUGAUUAGUCGGAAUCAGAAAUCCUUUAUCUACGGUGAUUGGGCAGGCCUUCAUUAUAUAUAGUUUUGGUGAAAUCAUACUCUCUAAUUUGAUGUUAAAUGUCUACAAGUUCAUCUCAUGGGAGCAAAAAGCUUUCAAGUUUAUUGUGUUGUGCUCUCCAUGUGUGAUUCAUGGAACCUUGAUACCUUGUCCUUAUUGUAUAUUGGUUACUCACUUAUGUUUUUCUUCAUGAUGAAAGGAUGAUAAAAGGACUUCAGAAUACAUGUAUUUGUUGAGGCCUCGUUUGGUUACCUA